Messenger RNA from Suillus clintonianus, 969 nucleotides. RefSeq lists its product as uncharacterized. The record is from RefSeq and is a predicted model, not a curated record. Lineage: Eukaryota; Fungi; Basidiomycota; Agaricomycetes; Boletales; Suillaceae. Bases 1 to 969 code for a protein of 322 amino acids. The transcript is spliced from 3 exons.
AUGGACCACUACGCGACUCAAAUGAGCCAAAGUUCCAUCCCAGGCCCGUCCCAAGAUGAGCCUCAAGCACAACUCCAACAUGCCGAACUUGUUCCUUUCGACAUGUAUGCGGAUCCAUCUCAGUACGCUCCACCUGGGCCGGCUCCCACAGCGUACGGAAUGGAGACUGCAGUGUUCGAUGCUGAUAUGUUACCAUAUGGACUGCCCCCCCUCAUGCCGGAUAUGAUGGGGCAUGUAGACGUUCCUUCAUUCGAAGCGCAUUUCCCCCAGUCUCAGAUGGCCCCAGGGGCAUAUUACGACCCCUCCAUCCCUCUUUCAUUCGAACUCUAUUUCCCCCAGCCUCAGAUGGCCCCAGGGCCAUUGUACGACCCCUCCAUCCCUCUUCGAUUUGAAGCCUAUGAUCCCCAGCCUCAGAUGCUGCCUGAGCCAUCGCACCACCCCUCCGCCCCUCUUCCCAUGGGGGUCUAUUUGCCCCAGCCUUCAUACGGCCACCCCUCCCCACCCUCCACGAUACAAUCCCUUAACGACCUACUCCUCGAGCCUGAACCCGUACAAGAAGGACGAGUACUACGGAAGCGCAAGGCGGUAAAUAGUGUUGGCGCGGGACGCAAGACUCUUACGAAACGCAAGGCGGUAAAUACUGUUGGCGCAGGACGCAAGACUCUUACCAAACGCAAGGCGGUACACAGUGUUGGUGCGGGACGCAAGACUCGUACGAGACGCCCACCUCUUAACUAUGCUGCACCUCCCAAUUUCAAACGGGCCGUAAAGCGCGGCAAGGUCGAGUACAAAUGCCUUCUUCCGCAGUGCAAACAUACAGAUCCGAUGCAAAAAGGCAGCUUGCUGAAGCAUAUCGGAUCGAAGACGCACAGUGGGCGCACCGGUCAGCAUGUAUGCCAAUACUGUGGCAAGGAGUCUUGUUCCAAAGGACCUAGUGAUGAGGACUCGUCGGAAGAGUCGGAAGAUUGA